Messenger RNA from Medioppia subpectinata, 396 nucleotides. Lineage: Eukaryota; Metazoa; Arthropoda; Arachnida; Sarcoptiformes; Oppiidae. The record is from the annotation of a GenBank genome assembly.
CAUUAAUCCACAGAUCAGUCCAUAAACUGAGAGACACUUUACGGACAACUCUUUCAUACCAUUAGUCCAUCGCAUCCAACACAAGACAUCGUCACACAAUUGGAUCAAAUCAGUGAAAUGUCACCAAAACUGUUUAAAUCGUUAUCACCGGGAGAUGUGAUCACUCGAGACAUACCACACGGUGUACGCGACGUGUGGGUCGGCCUGUCAUCGCCCCUACAGUCGGCGCCGGGCUAUCAGCGCCCUAACAGUGUCCGCGACGUGUGGGUAGGCCUGUCAUCGCCCCUACAGUCGGCGCCGGGCUAUCAGCGCCCCAACAGUGUCCGCGACGUGUGGGUCGGGCUAUCAUCGCCCCUACAGUCGGCACCGGGCUAUCAACGCCCCAACAGGGUCCGC